This is a messenger RNA of Diprion similis, 2688 nucleotides long. It is a transcript of the gene Ets97D, whose product is annotated as DNA-binding protein Ets97D. Gene Ontology annotation, biological process: cell differentiation; regulation of transcription by RNA polymerase II. The coding region runs from base 396 to 1682 and encodes 428 amino acids. Gene Ontology annotation, cellular component: nucleus. Gene Ontology annotation, molecular function: sequence-specific DNA binding; DNA-binding transcription factor activity, RNA polymerase II-specific. NCBI's taxonomy places the organism in Eukaryota, Metazoa, Arthropoda, Insecta, Hymenoptera, Diprionidae. The transcript is spliced from 7 exons. The record is from RefSeq and is a predicted model, not a curated record.
AUACGCGUGUAGAAAUUUGAUAAUCACAAUUUCACCAAACUCCACGAAUUUUUAUACCAAGAAUUGAUGAUCACGAUCACGAGGGGUGGAUUUUUUAUGAAAGACGAGACUACUGAUGGAAAAAAAUAACCGUCGAAAAUUUUCGGAUAAGGGAUAACCACUAUCUUACCGCAAGAUUUCUUCAAAUUGUAACACGCAGAAGGCAGCUUUUUCCAAUCAUCGACGUACCGCUUGGACAGAUACAAAAUACUGUUAACCACAACAAUUACGGAAUCCUAACCCUAAAAAGAACGCUCGUUCUGACUGAGCAUUCGGAUAUUUUCGCAUGUGCUUAACGAUAAGUGUUUCGUCUUACUACACUAUCGUUGAUAAAAGAUACAGCAAUCAGCUUCAACAUGGAUGAUGACUCAGAUUUUGUUAUGAUAAAAAGAAUAAAGAUGGAACCAGAAGCAAUUUUAUCACAGGAAGAUGAUAUAAUGGCGCAGCUUCAGCAGGAGAGUUCAGAUCUGGAAGUAGAGCCCAGUUUUGCACUGGACGGAGUAACUAAUGGAGACGAUGCUAACGAAGGAGUACUGAUGCAGCACAUGGACAUAAGAGAGCCGUUAUCAACCUUAAGAAAUCUGCUUGAACAAAGACUCGGUGUUGAAUUAAUGGACUAUUCCUUCUGGCUCCAGGAUGCUCAAAUGCUUGAGAGUCACAAAAAUUUGGUUGACCAAUGCGUCCAGGGAGAGGGACUAGUACAAGUUAAUGUACAAAUAAAAGCCAAUCAGAGACGUAUUAAUAUUGUGGAUGUCUUAAAACCUGCCGAAGAUUACAUCGAGUUGGCUGAAAACACAUCAGAGCAAAGCUCAGCGGCGGCAACACCCAAUGAAGAGGGAAAGCAGAAUGUUAUCAGGUGGAUGGUAGACCCGCAGUACAGGAAGGAACAGGAACGUCUGAAAAUACCAGCAAGUCCCAAAGACUGGUCUCAAGCCCAUGUAAAGCAUUGGUUGCAGUGGGCUGUCAGGCAGUUCAAUUUAGUUUCCCUGAGACUAGCCGACUGGAACAUCACAGGGUCACAACUCUGUAACUUAACCCUUGACGAAUUUCAAUCAAAAGUUCCACUUGAUCCUGGUGAUGUUUUUUGGACACAUUUGGAGUUGCUCAGGAAAUGCAAGUUUGUUGCUGUUGUCCAGAAGGAUCCUCCCAUGGCAUCAAACGGUAAUACUGACGAAGUUAAGUCUGCAAAGAUCAGAAGUCAGAAGACCCCAAAAGCUCGUAAUUUGAAUCAGCAGCCCCGGUUGGUGAGCGUUCCGAUGGGAAGUGUUGACUCACCUGGAAUAACGAUUGCGACGUCAAACCGAACGGGAAGCAACGGCCAAAUCCAACUGUGGCAAUUUCUGUUGGAAUUAUUAACGGAUCGAGAGCACAGAGGAGCGAUUCAGUGGCUAGGAACGGAAGGGGAGUUUAAACUGAAUCAACCUGAAGUAGUCGCUCAGCUUUGGGGAGCCCGAAAAAAUAAACCUUCGAUGAAUUACGAAAAAUUAAGCAGAGCGCUCCGGUAUUAUUACGACGGGGACAUGAUAUCGAAAGUUCACGGAAAGCGAUUUGUAUACAAGUUUGUUUGCGACCUUAAACAGCUGUUAGGAUAUUCUGCGGCGGAACUUAGUCGGCUUGUCGAAGAAGGUAGAAGAUACUUCUGAAAAGAAUAUGACAUGCGGUAAUACGCAGUCAACACACUUAAGAUGUUAUUACAGUUGGAGUAUUUGCCAAUAAAAAGUUCAAUUAACGAACGGCAAGCAAGCCAAAAUUUACAUGGACCUUAUCAAGAAUGGAUUAUUAUUACUUUGCCGCCACGCGAUUUAAAUUCAUCGAAGAAAAAAAUUGCAACGGAAGAAUUGCCCUUCUUUCAAAUUAUUCUUACUUCUUGCUGUGGUUUUAAUACUUUCAACGUCCAAGCUCUUUUUUUAUGGAUUACAUUUUGGAAACGUAGUUUUCAUAAUGAAGACAAGGUUAUUAAUGUACACAGGUAUGUGAAAGGAGUCAGCUUUAGGUGCAAAGAUCCACUUAGUCAAAUUGAGUAAUGCUCCUGAAAUCCAAAAUCAAAGUAAACUAUUUACCAAUCAAAUAAUGGUAUUGGCUAGCUUUGUCAUAAAAAUUUUUUUGCAGGACAUUCCUAAACCAAAAUUGACUCCACGUAUUGAUACCAUAUAUAUUUUAAUUCGAAUUCAACUAAAGAGGAAGUAGUUAUGACUUUUGGUUUCGCUUUCGUAACAUGCUACAAGAUUUAAGCCUACCUGCAUACUCAUAUUAUUUGUUGACAGAACCUUGCAAUUGUUUGAUCUUAUUUGAGUAACAUAAGGGAUGAUAUAUAUAUAUAUAUAUAUAUUCGUAGAUAAUAGGUCGUAAAAUUCAGAAUAGCGUUAAUAACAAUUUUGACAUUAGAAAUUCUGUAUUUUUUAUAUCAACGGAGAUUGUAGAUGUAUAAAACAAGUUUUUACCAAAUAAUGCAAGAUUGAAUAAUUGCAAUUAUUUUUAUUAAUAUAUCUAUAGUUUAUAUAGACUAACGGUAAAUAUCUGUAUAUACAUUACAUGCAUAUAGUAUAUAUCCUAGGUACACGUGAAAGGUUGUACAACUGUUGAUGGUAAAAAUUUAUUUCAAUGAUGAAAAUGAAAUAAACGAGAAUUAUUUAGUUAUUUCUCGAUAAA